Molecule: messenger RNA, 291 nt
Organism: Cetraspora pellucida
Lineage: Eukaryota; Fungi; Glomeromycota; Glomeromycetes; Diversisporales; Gigasporaceae
Source: the annotation of a GenBank genome assembly
AUGAGUCGAACGCUUUCUGAUUUUGAUGCACUUGUUUUAGGUUCUUACAAAGAUGGGUCACUUACGGAUACAGCAGCGAAAGAAAUUCCUGAAAAUUUGCAAAGAAACAUUCAGGAGCAAUUCCAGUAUUCUGGAUUAAAAGGAAAAUUGGGUGAAGUUAGAAUGUUUUAUGGUUUAGGUGGAGAUGAUGCAAAUAUUCCAAAAAAAAUCGCCGUAGUGGCUUUGGGAAUUAAUAAAGGUUCUGAACAAAGCCAUGAUGUUUCCGAAGCCUUAGAGAUAACUCGUAAAGCG